AUGGACGACUCCGAGCUCGACAAGAUCAGAAAGGCCCGUCUCGAACAGCUCAAGGCGCAAGGCGGCAGCGGCGGUGGUGGUCCCAAGGCCGGCGGCGGUCCCUCUGGCGCUGGUGGACAGGGUGGUCAGGGAGAUAAUAGGCAACAAGAAGCCGAAGCCCGCAAAGCCAUGCUCAACCAGAUCCUCAUGCCCGAAGCCGCCGACCGGCUGGGCCGCAUCCGGCUCGUCAAGGAGGAGCGCGCGACCGACAUCGAGAACCGGCUGAUCAUGCUGGCGCAGACGGGCCAGCUGCGGUCUAAGGUCACCGAGGAGCAGCUCAAGGAGCUGCUGAACGCCAUGUCGGAUAACAAGGAGGAGGAAAAGAUUGUGGUGUCGAGGCGGAAGGGCUGGGGACUGGAUGAUGAUGAUGAUGAUUUGUUUGAUAUCUAG
Messenger RNA from Sordaria macrospora k-hell, 429 nucleotides. RefSeq lists its product as uncharacterized. Gene Ontology annotation, molecular function: DNA binding. Gene Ontology annotation, cellular component: cytosol; nucleus. The record is from RefSeq and is a predicted model, not a curated record. NCBI's taxonomy places the organism in Eukaryota, Fungi, Ascomycota, Sordariomycetes, Sordariales, Sordariaceae.